AUGGCUAAUCAUCAAUCCUCCUCGCAGACCUCCACCAACUACAAAGAAGCCUUCUCCCUCUACGACAAGCGCGGCAACGGCCGUGUUGCCCUCGAUUCACUUGGCGACCUCCUCCGCGCCUGCGGACAGAACCCGACGCUCGCAGAAAUCAGGGAUUUGGAAAAGCAAGUGGGCGGUGAUUUCGAUUUCGAUGCUUUCAGCAAAGUUCUCAACAGACCUGGCGGCUUCAGAGACCCAGGCGAACCCGAAGAGUACUGUCGCGGAUUCCAAGUUUUUGACAAAGACAUGACUGGAUUCAUCGGAGUGGGCCAGUUAAGAUACAUCCUUACCAAUCUGGGCGAGAAGAUGAGCGAUGAAGAGGUCGAUGAGUUAUUGAAGGCCGUCGACACCAGCAGUGGAGAGAUCAACUACAUGGAACUCGUCCGGACGAUCCUAGCGAACUGA
Molecule: messenger RNA, 444 nt
Organism: Exophiala dermatitidis NIH/UT8656
Lineage: Eukaryota; Fungi; Ascomycota; Eurotiomycetes; Chaetothyriales; Herpotrichiellaceae
Product: calmodulin
Exons: 2
Coding region: 1-444 (147 amino acids)
Biological process (GO): mitotic actomyosin contractile ring assembly
Cellular component (GO): myosin II complex
Molecular function (GO): calcium ion binding
Source: RefSeq, a predicted model, not a curated record